Molecule: messenger RNA, 2578 nt
Organism: Sardina pilchardus (European sardine)
Lineage: Eukaryota; Metazoa; Chordata; Actinopteri; Clupeiformes; Clupeidae
Exons: 4
Coding region: 230-907 (225 amino acids)
Biological process (GO): regulation of T cell proliferation; T cell receptor signaling pathway
Cellular component (GO): external side of plasma membrane
Source: RefSeq, a predicted model, not a curated record
GUGACAGAAUCGAGCAGUCUCUGCACAAUCUGCUACCGGUCGCCACAACCAUCCUGCCAUGCCCUGCUUCUCUGCUUUCAGCCACACCAUAUCUCUGUACACGUCUGUGUGUACUGUAGUUUAUUGCUGAUAUACCGCUGGAGCUUGCUGUGUGGACUGGUACACACCUCAUCUCUUGCCUGAGUUUUUGGAGGGAGUCUGUCGGGGCCUCAGCCCGUUGCCGUGCUACAUGGAUAGAGGAAUGGCUGCCAUGAGGCUCUGGGUUUUUGCUGUUCACGUUUGUCUUAAUGUGAUUUGCCAGGCUAAAACGGAGGAUUACCGUCCAUGUGAAGGCUGUAGGAACUUCUCGAUGCCAUGCCCUCCCAUGGGCGGUGAUGAGAGGACCAUCAAUCUCACCAGAAACGGAAAACGUCUGCACUUUUUGAACUAUGGCAGCACUAAUCAGACUCUGACUCAGCCCACUACGGUCCUCAGCACCAGAGAGUUCAUCCAGCACAUAAACAAAUCGGAUAAAACGUCUUACUUCUCGAUUUCGCAAAUGAACAUCAAUUCCUCCGGGUUCUACGCUUGUGAGGUCUGUAUCCUCUACCCGCCACCAACCUCCUGUAAAUGCAACUCAGAAGUCGUUGUGUUCCUAGAGAACAGCUGUCCUUCUGAGAAGCCUCCUGUGGAAGGGACCGUCCCGCCACAUUGCCCAAGCCUUAUCCCUGACCACAGACACAUCCCUCUCCUGGUGGCUCUCGGCUUGGUCACCCUCUACGGUCUCCUCCUCACCCCGGUCACCUUCAAAUUCUGGAGAGCAUCGAGAAAGUCACAAUUUCAGGAUCACGACUACAUAAACAUGAGACUGUUUGGCCGGGGCAAGUACAAUGGGGUUCAGCACCCAGUCCACCCAGGAAAGCAUUAACAUGUAACAUAUGCAUGGAAAAGCGUGAGGAAGGCAAUCAGUCAGACAGAAGCCUCCGUAAUCUGUACAAGCCUUAUCCAAAGGACAAUCUGUUAAAGAAUUUGGUGUGACUUUUUGACCACUGUCUGUGGUGUGUUGAUUUGAUUCGGUGGGUGAGUCUGCUCAGUAAUUGUCAUCAAAAAUUGUCUUUACAACACGCUGAGGUCAUGUAUCUGUACAUUUAAUAAAAAUAUAAUGUAAAAAAUAAUGUGCUAUAAUAAUAAUAAUCUGACUGCUCCUGAGAAUGAAAGCCUAAUGUGUCGGUAGGAUGAGGAACUGAGCUAAUGGUCAAGUAGCCUUGUCAUCAUGUGUAUGUCUGUACAGUAUACCAGUGUUUUAUCCCUGGGUUAGUGUGAUCAUUUAUGUGUGUUCUAGAAAUAGUUGACAUGGGUUUCAUGUAUUAAAUGGCCUUCAUGUAGACUGUUAUUGGCUAUUGCAUUUUGCUAUUUUUCUGAGGGCAACUGAGCAGACUGUGCAAUAUGACAAUCUACUGCUGCAACAGUGUGGUUAAAACUGAAAAUGCUUAGCUCACGAUGUUAAUGAAUGAUUGCACGAAAGGAAGUCUGUUGGUUAGCUUUCUCAACGCAGGGGGACUCCUCCCCUCCUCCUCUUCCGACCACCACCAUAUUUUGCCCAGUUCGUUGGGGGCCAAGCAGCCAAGUAGCGAAGGCACUCAUGUUUCUAACUUUUUUUUAUUACUAUCAUUACACAUAUUUGUUCUGGUAAAAAAUUGCACAGUUUUGCACACUGGUUUUGGACAGUCCCAUGAUUCCUUUCACCAAGUUUCAUGUUUGCACCCCACAGGUCAAAUUUUAUGGUGUGUUGGGAUUUUUUUUUUUCUUUCUUUAAACUGUAUAUUUUUUGGGUGUUUUUUGCCUUUACUUGGACAGGACAGUGAAGAGAGGGGAGAGAGAGAUGGGGUAGGACCGGUACAUGACCACAGGUCAGACUCGGACUUGGGUCCCCGUGGGUGCUAGGACCCAAUCAUGGUAUGGACGCUGUAGUCCGUAGCUUGUUGCUCCACAGUUCUACCCAUGUGUUGGUAUUUGGUACUUACCAGCAGUGUCUGGUAAUAUUAUCAGAGGCCCCAACGUUGGGACAUGCAAACUUGUAACAUUGACUUAACCGAUUUUGGGCACCAUAUUCAAUUUUCCUGAAAACGGAACAAAUUUUGUCCAAUUUUCAGGAAAUUUACCAUAGAUUGUCUUCAGACCAGGCCCCCCAAGCUACGAAUGCCACUAUCAGUGAAGUUGUGAAAACCUAAGGAAACCUUAAGGCUUAUACCCUACAUUUUAGCCUUUCCCCUAAACUUUUUAUCCAUUUAUUCAUGUGCCCUUUUAAUUCAUUUUACCCUCUUCUUUGAUCUAUUUUACCAUUGUUGUCUUUGUUUUAUAAUUUAUUUUACCUUUUUAUUUUACCAUUGUAGUAUUUCAUUGUAUUCUUUUUCAUUUUUACUGUAUGUGUUCUCUGCUGUGCCCAGUUUUAUUUGCCAUAUCUUUUUUUUAUGCACUGAUGAUAGUCAUAGUAAAUUCCAAUUCCUAAUGUACUAUAAAGCCAAUGUCUUGUGUGCCAUUAAUCCCAGAUGUUCCAUUUGUAGAAAUAUCCUAGAAAUAAACAACUUUUGCCAUUUCA